This is a messenger RNA of Paramecium sonneborni, 329 nucleotides long. The record is from the annotation of a GenBank genome assembly. NCBI's taxonomy places the organism in Eukaryota, Ciliophora, Oligohymenophorea, Peniculida, Parameciidae.
AUGCAUUUUGAUGAAGACUUAGGUCCAUGGUGCAGCGAUGAUUAUAGACCUCGUUCACGAUAUCAUAGUUAGAUGACAGUACCAGUACAUAAAGAAAAGACAGAAAUUAAAGAAACUCAUUAAACAAUUCAUUCUAUAUUAACAGCAAAGAAAAGUGAAUUACCUAAGUUAAGGUUGAAUAGUAUAUCACCAAGAUAAGUAGUGAAACAAUAAUAUAUCAAUAAAUUCAUUAAGAUUAAGGAAUCUCCAAAUGAGAAGCAUUUUUUACCAUAACUCUCCCUAAUAAAGAUGAAACCUCAUCAUACUAAACCUAAGAAUCGAAACACUGA